Messenger RNA from Solenopsis invicta (red fire ant), 3846 nucleotides. RefSeq names its product fez family zinc finger protein erm. The coding region runs from base 793 to 2022 and encodes 409 amino acids. Gene Ontology annotation, cellular component: nucleus. The transcript is spliced from 6 exons. The record is from RefSeq and is a predicted model, not a curated record. Lineage: Eukaryota; Metazoa; Arthropoda; Insecta; Hymenoptera; Formicidae.
AAACCUGAGCGCGGAGUGGUAGCAGACCAGGUAAGGGGAAGCUACGGGCAGACCGAUACACGCUCGUCCUCACACGCGAGAGACCGUGCGUGCCCUCCUCGGCCACACCGCGGGGUCAGUCGGGGUCCUGCUCUUAGCCAGGACACUCCGAGAGGGAAGAGUGAGAAUUUCUUCUUCGCACGGACUGGCGUUCAGACAGCUUCUUGCGGUCGAGCUGUCACCUCAUAUACCUAUACCACUACUGGUUCCACUACUUGUAUACAUCGAUAGGCGAUAUACAUCACAGCAGUGCGCUAGUCGCCGUCAAAACAACAAGAAGAAGGCGGAGGAGGAAGUCAGCAGCGGCUGACGUAAAGCGUCUGCCAGGGGAUUUAAAACAUCUCGUGGUUCAUGACUCACUGAGAGAUUGGAGCGAUACUCCAAGUAUCGAGGAGGAGGAGGAGGAUUGGUUCAAGCGGUACCACGAUCGACCUCGAUGAAUCACGUGACUUCCGGAAAGAUCACGAGACUUUGACCGGUCGACCGGUGGUGAAUGGGACCAAUUCCAAGGUUGUCCAAGAGAACACUUUUGAUCUUACGUUCGACGAGCGCCCGGGACCGCGUGCUUCCGCGAAGGUACCUGUGGGAGAAGGGGACGACUUGUGCCGGUGGUUUGUCGUUUACCAAAGAGAUUUGUGUGAUUCGCGCCGAACUGAUCUGGUAGGCACAGUGCGCGGGGAAUAGUGCGCGGCUCCAUGAGCGGCAUACAAUUUUAGCGCCAUCGUUCUCGCAUCGCUACAACACCUGAACGUGAUGUGUGAAGCGGUACCUCGAACUUGGCACAUGAAACCGGAACUUCAUUGCAAUCCCGUGGGAGUUCCGGCGGGCGCCUUGUCACCCCCGGCUACCCUCUCGCCACCCGGCAGCCCGAGCAUAAUCACGCUGCCAUCCUCGCCUUGGAGCCCAGGUGUACCGGGAAGCAGUUCGACCACCAUCGCAUCCACCAAUGCACCUUCGGGCCUUUGUCAACCCGUCCCCGAUCGUUUCAGCGCUUUCACCCUUGUCUCGAAUUACAAUCCCGAUCUGAGACUGCAGGGUUUACCACUCAGCGCUAGUGUUGCCGCGCGAGACAUGCGUUGCGGUCUUAUGUACGGCGGUUAUGGGGCAUCCGGGGGUGCCUGGUGGGCACGUCACAUGGGCCUGCUGCUGCCACAUUCUUUGCUCCCGUCUACGAGACUCUCAUCCCAACAGACGACACCGGUCACGAAUUGCUCACCUAUUCAUUCGGAACCUCUUAGUCCGGCACGUCCCGGAUCACCCCGAAGAUGUACGCCGGAGAAGGCCAAAUUCGAGGAGGAGGUGCCGUUGAACCUCAGCACGAAGCCGAGCGACGUCUCGUCGAGUAUCGGCAACAGGAAAAGUGAAAUCUGGUCGCCGGGUUCGGUGUGCGAGAGGGAGGCCAGGGAAACGAGAGCACCGUCCUCCAGGAGUCCGUCCUCGACCCCUAUAAUUACGCGGCAAAUUCAUCAUUCACCGCUUACACCGCCCUCCUCGACGGAAAGGACUUUUCAAUGUAAGCAGUGUGGUAAAGCCUUCAAACGGUCAAGCACGCUAAGCACUCACCUGCUGAUCCACUCCGACACGAGACCUUAUCCCUGUCAAUAUUGUGGCAAGAGGUUUCACCAAAAGUCAGACAUGAAGAAGCACACCUACAUCCAUACCGGUGAAAAACCGCACAAAUGUGUCGUGUGCGGCAAGGCGUUCUCCCAGAGCAGCAACCUGAUCACGCACAUGCGUAAACACACCGGCUACAAACCGUUUCAGUGCGGUCUCUGCGAGAAAGCGUUCCAGAGGAAGGUCGAUCUGCGUAGGCACCGGGAAGGCCAGCAUCCGGCGGCACCGGCGCUCGAUUAUCGUUCUUUGCAGAUACCACCGCAGCAACAGCAGCAGCAACAGCCAAAUGGCAAUCGGCACUCGCCGAUACCACUGCACUCGGCAUCCUCCGCGGGUUAUCACGUGAUAUCCGUGCCCGGCAGUAGCUGAGACUCGUUCAUCUGACAACUUCGUCCAUGAACGUGCACCAGGCUCUCAAACCGGACAGCUGAGCGGUAGGUAACGUUGGAUCGCGACGCUGCCGCGACUGGUUGGGGGAGGGAGGGCAAUACUGCGAGUAUUGGGAGAUCGGCUGCCGGAAGCGAGAUUUCGUUGGUACUUAAACUCCGACGGAAUUGACUGAACGAAAUAACGCAGCACUCACGUGUAUAUACAUAUAUGUACACUGAGAAAAAAUUUACUAAAAUUUAAAAAAAUGUUCAAAUUUAAUCCUUACGGUACUAUGUUCAAAAUGGUGCCUUAUUCCUACCAUCCUGGGUAUCUCAAAUCUGUUCAUUUCUUCACCUAUUUAAAGUGGUUCUAAAAAACUCUAAAAAUUCGCAAACGUACUUUCAGUUUUCUGGAACAAAUGUUGAAACUUUAAUUUAGAAAAUAUAGUAUAUAUAAUUUAAUAACCGAAGUAAAUAUAAGUUGGAUAAAACUUAAUUGUACGAACAAGAAUUGGUCAAGCAUGAAAUGCUCAGGACACUAAGGAAAGAGUUAAGAAAUGCGUUCAGGAAAAAUUUUUAGUAUAUUUUUCUUAAUUUUAAUAAUCAUGUGUUUGUAUACUGUGAAUACAUUUUUUAAAUUUUAGUACAGUGGAUGUACGCAUGUGUGUGUGUGUGUGUGUGUGUGUGUGUGUGUGUGUGUGUGUGUGUGUGUCUGCAUUAGCGGAUAUAUCGUUGAGAUAGCCACAUCCUUAGAAAGUCGACGUCUUUUACGUGAGCUAAGUUUAAUUAUUGUGUAAGGUUGAAUACAGUGAGAAAGACCGAAUCUUUAUUAUCCAGAAAAGCCUCUGGAAUCAGAGUAGAAAAACAGAUCUCAAUGCUAUGCAUUCUGGACCGUGUUUCAAAAGUGUUUAUAAAAACGUUAGAGUGCUUCUUAUAUCAUUCUUAUAUCUUAUUCUUGUCUAAUGAACGAUAGCGAUAGGAUGAUGAAAAAGCGCGCUAACAACUUUAUAAGCGCGUUCUGAAUGGACUUUUAUAAAAGAAGGCAAUUAUUGGCGCUUCGCGGCGUUUAUCGUAUCAGUGAUGCAUCUAUUCUCUCUCUCUAUUGCGUAUAUGUAUAAUAAAUGUAUAUGCAAUAUAUUAAUAAUUUCUUGAGCAACACGCGAUACAUUUCGACAUGGAAGUAGCAUUGAUGUGCAUUAUAUAUCCGUGCAUUAUAUAUCGGUCGGAACGCGAGUAUAAAUUACAUUAGACGCGAUAUUACUUCCGCAUCGAAUCACUCCUUUCAUUUUAUCGGCCUAAUUCAAGCGCAAACUUUAUAUGGCCGUAGCUCUAAUAAUGUAUUGCUGUUAUUGACGUCUUGGAAUGUCUCGGAAUAUCCGUGAAAGUGUAACGCGAGAAGUAGAAUACGGGUAUCUCGAACGGAACGAAAGAAAAAAACCGACGAGACGUGUCACGAAAGUGACAUAGGUCGGUCUUAUCUCAAACGAUAAAUACACACAGCCGUGAUUGCACGCGUGAUUGCACGAUACAGAUUCGAGGCGCGCCGUAAUUCAAGGAUUGUCAGUCGACGCCGAAGCUCGCUGUCUCCCCGCGAGCCGAUCUCGCUUGUGCUCAGGUGAGAAACGGAAUUGUAAAUAUUUUUCGUUGAAAUCACCACACCGCGAUAACUCUUCUUCGAAGGCAUAAUUAUGGAGUGUGAAGCACGUAAUCGAACGCGAAGUAUUUACAUAAAUCAGUUAACGUGUGUUUAAAAUCCAACCAGUGCCUUGAUAUUUCUGUAUCACUCGGUAUAUUUCUGACGUAAUUAGAAUUAUUAUAUAAGCUC